GAAGGGAAUUCAUCAUAAUGGGAUCAUUUCCCUUCUUUUCAUUUUUCCUUUUCACAAUAUGCAUUAUUUUCUCUUCUCUUCAAAGUUGCACUCUUGGUUGUUCUGACCUAAUCAAACAAUCAUGCAAGAAAGCUACCAAUGAUGAUCCAAAUUUGAGCUAUAAUAUUUGCAUCAAAAUCGUAGGGGUCAAUUCCAAGGCCAACAAGGCUAAAACCAUUGAAGAACUAGCCCUUGCCUCUAUUGACUUGGCCAUAUGCAAUGCCACCAAAGUUGCUUCCACCAUUUCUAAUGUUUUGAGGUCAAAAGUAAAAGUGAUGAAGAAUAACUACACCGAGGGCUGCCUGAAGGACUGCUUGAAGAUCUACUCCGACGCUAUUUCGUCUUUGCGUGAAGCAAAACAUGCCAUUCGAGUCAAGGACUUUAAGACAGCUAAUGUGGAAAUUAGCUCUGCAAUGGAUGCUCCUUCCACUUGUGAAGAUGGGUUCAUUGAGAGACAAGGUGAAGUUUCCCCUAUAACUAAGGAGAAUCAAGUAUUCUUUCAGCACACUGUCGUUUCUCUUGCUUUUAACAAUAUGGAUGGUCAUCUUGGUUUAUAGG
Molecule: messenger RNA, 597 nt
Organism: Humulus lupulus (European hop)
Lineage: Eukaryota; Viridiplantae; Streptophyta; Magnoliopsida; Rosales; Cannabaceae
Product: putative invertase inhibitor
Exons: 1
Coding region: 18-596 (192 amino acids)
Biological process (GO): negative regulation of catalytic activity
Molecular function (GO): enzyme inhibitor activity
Source: RefSeq, a predicted model, not a curated record